This is a messenger RNA of Culex pipiens pallens (northern house mosquito), 2748 nucleotides long. RefSeq names its product protein argonaute-2-like. The coding region runs from base 75 to 2651 and encodes 858 amino acids. The transcript has 7 exons. Lineage: Eukaryota; Metazoa; Arthropoda; Insecta; Diptera; Culicidae. The record is from RefSeq and is a predicted model, not a curated record. Gene Ontology annotation, molecular function: RNA binding; protein binding.
AUAGCAACCAGCAGCGUGAAUAGUCGUAACUUCUUGCAAUCUAAAAUUUAGUUGGCUGAAAAAAAAUCUUAGAAAUGGAGUCCGCUAAACCGAAAGGAAACUAUCGUGGCAAGAAGAAGCCCCAAAGCGGGGAUCAGGAUGUCCCCGAGGGCACAUCCGGCCAAACUGCUGGACCGCCCCAAGGUCAACAGCAGAAGCAGCAAAAGUCCGGCCAAGGUGGGGGCGGCAAGUACAAGCAAAAACAGCUUCUGAAGCAGCAACAGCAGCAAGAUCUUCAACAGCAAACUGGCGAGGGCACACAAAUAUUGUUACCUACAACCAGCAACGCCCCGACCCCACCGUCCCAGCCCAUCGAAAAGUCUCUGGCCAAAGUGAAGCUCGACCUUGUUCGUCCGAAGAACUACGGCGUGGCCGGCACCCCUGUCAAGCUCGAGGUCAACUAUCUCGCGCUGAACUUGGACAAGCUACCCGCGAAGGCUUAUCACUACGACGUGGACAUUCAGCCGGCGGCGUCCCGAAAAUGGCAACGGGCUUGCUUCAGCCGGUUCCGGGCCGAGGCCCUGCCGAACCGGUUGAUUGCGUACGAUGGCCACAAGAAUGCGUACACGAUGCAGCCGAUGGACCAGAUGGACAAGGUUGGGGUUGCGGUGUCGCUGGAUAACCGCGAACGUCGGUUCACGGUGAGCGUGAAGCUUGCGAAUGUGGUCGAUCUGCGGAGUCUCAAGGGUGGCAACGAGCACAAUCAAGCGCCAGCGAAGCAAUGCUUGGAAGUGGUCUUUGGUACAGCUUCCGACCGUGAUCCGAGAUUGAUUAGGUUCAAGAGAUCCUGCUACUUUGCGCCACUUAAGCGCAUUGAUGUCGGUCGAAACGGUCGAAACCACGAACUGUGGUACGGGCUGCACCAAUCCUUAAUCCUAGGCUCCAAACUGUUUCUGAACAUUGACGUUGCCCAUAAGGCCUUCCCCUCUGGGGUUCCUGUACUAGAUGUUGUCGGAGACGCGGCUUAUUUUACCCAGCAGGGUUACCGACUGCGAUACCCCGAACUACCGGUCAUGCACGUGGGUAGCACCGUGCGGAACAUUAUGCUGCCGAUGGAGCUAUGCCAGAUUUUGCCGGGUCAAGCUCUGAACAAAAAACAUCCGGACGAGUGCACGGCGCAGAUCAUCAAACUUGCUGCAACGGACGCCCCGACCAGGAAGCGAAAAAUCAUGGAACUCAGAGAUCAAAUCAGUUACAGCAACUGCCCAAUCAUCAAGGAGUUUGGUAUUGGCGUUGGGAAAGAUUUCGAAGUCAUCGACGGAAGAAUCAUGGCACCACCGUUGAUCGAAUACAAGAAUCGUAGAACUGUUCUGCCUGAGCAUGGUCAAUGGAGUGCAGACAACGAAGGUUUUAUUACCUCCAACCAACGAGAACUACGCUGGAUCAUCUUGAACCUGGACAGUUAUAAGACUCGUCAGAGUGAUGUGGAUUCAUUUGGAAAUAACGUGUUCAACGAGUCUCGCAAGAAGGGCAUGCAGCUGGAGCCUUUCUCCAUGCAAAACAACUAUUACGAACCACGCAAUACGCGUAUGAACAUGAAGCAGCUGGAAACCGAAUUGGAAAAUAGUUUGGGUUAUUUUAAAAAGCAACAAUUGGAUUUCGUUAUCGUGGUGAUUCCCGGCAUUGGUGACCAUUACUCCAGGCUCAAGCAAAAGGCAGAAUUAGUCGUAGGUGUACUAACAUCAUGCGUUAAAGGGAAUACAGUGAAAAACACGCGUUCUCCCUUGACCGUGGUUAACAAUAUACUGCUGAAGAUCAACGGUAAAACCAACGGAACGAACCACGUGGUACAAUCACCAGACCCAAAAAUCCCACUUAUCAAAAAGCGCAUCAUGUUCGUCGGAGCGGACGUAACCCACCCAUCCCCAGAACAAUCCACAAUUCCCAGCGUAGUUGGUGUUGUCGCCUCGUUCGACCGGAACGGAUUCCGCUACAAACCUCACUUCCAACUGCAGGACCCCAAAGAAGAAAUGAUCCACGGCCUCGAGGCCAUCAUGCAGACGAUGUUGAACAACUACAAGAACAAAAACAACCAACAACUGCCCGAAAUGAUCCUCUACUACCGGGACGGUGUCUCCGACGGGCAAUUUUCGCAGGUUCUCGACAUUGAGCUCAACGCGAUCAACAGGGCGGUCGCCGCAAUGAACCCACCAAGCAAAAUCAACGUAACAUUUGUCGUUGUUCAAAAGCGCCACCACACGCGCUUCUUCCCCGGACCCAAAUGUCCGAAAGAGGGCCAGAACCAGAACGUCCCGCCGGGCACCAUCGUGGACAGGUACAUUACCACGCCUAAACAUUUCCAGUUUUUCCUGACCUCGCACCAGGCGGUCCAGGGUGUGGCGAAGCCCAGCAAGUACACCGUUCUGCACGACGAUGAACAGUGGGAUCCAGAUCAGCUUCAAGCGAUUACCUACGCGCUGUGCCACAUGUACGCUCGGUGCAAUCGAUCCGUGUCGUACCCGGCGCCGACCUACUACGCACACUGGGUGGCAGCCCGAGGAAAGGUCUACAUUCAGGGUCGCACCCUCAAUAUGGCAGAACUUGACCGGGAGAAUAGUUUGCUGCGUAUAAGACCGGAAAUCAUCGGAGAGCGGUCAAUGUUCUUUAUUUAAAUAUUUUAUUCACAAAAUAACAGCGACUUUUUGAAUGUAACAACAAUGAUAAAUGUUUUAUAAAAUCACUAUAUAAUAUUCUUACAGUUUAGGCAUA